Notodromas monacha is the source of this 603-nucleotide messenger RNA. Lineage: Eukaryota; Metazoa; Arthropoda; Ostracoda; Podocopida; Cyprididae. The record is from the annotation of a GenBank genome assembly.
AUGAUCAAAACGAAAGAUUCGCCCUUAACUUUCCACCCGGAAUGCUUCAACUGCGACAUAUGCAACGCAUCGCUCGUCUCAGCGGGGUUCAAAUCAAUGGGCGAGAGGAUCUUUUGCGCCGAGGUAGUGAUCGAUGUUCCAGCUCAUAUCCUGGUCAACGAUGAUCCUGUGAUCCUCUUAUUUUCGUCUCAGGAUUACAACAGGCGAUAUGCACCUCGGUGUGGAUCGUGUGGCUUGCCUGCUGCUGCUUCCGCGACUGAAAGAACUACCAAGCGAAUUACUGUUCUGGAAAAAACCUACCACGGAAAAUGCUUCAAAUGCGAGGGAUGUGGUGUUCAGCUGUCAGAGAAUGACCAAGAUUGCUUCCCAUUGCACGGGAAGCUCCUUUGCGAAAAUUGCCACGUUAUUAUCCUGGACAACGAAGAAAGCAAGGAUCGGCGUAGGCAGUUGCACAAAAAACGGUUACCUUCAGAUAUGAUCCUGGAAAUAUGCUGUGGGAAUUCGAAGUCAACGACUGCUGAUGGGAAACUUUCAUAUUCGGAUUUUUUCGCGAAAUAUUCGGAGGAAUGUUGGCCCUCAUCAGGAUCAGUCGAGAAAAUGUGA